Hymenoscyphus albidus is the source of this 1959-nucleotide messenger RNA. The record is from the annotation of a GenBank genome assembly. Lineage: Eukaryota; Fungi; Ascomycota; Leotiomycetes; Helotiales; Helotiaceae.
AUGGAGCUUGAAUCGAGAGAUCCCAUUGUUGCAAUGCCGGAACACGCUGUCUUGUCCGAUUCUACAGAGUCAUGGACGACCGCGGAUUUAUGUGAGGAAUGUGCAGCCUUCAAUAUGGAUUCUUCGAAGGAUAGACAUUUCUCAUCCAAGGAAAUGAUGUAUCCGAAAUGUCCUCUCUGCCAUUUUGUUAGCAGUUGCUCCAUAGACCAUGGCCCCGCAAUCUCGGUACAGGGUGCGAAACUUGGCCACUCAGAAGCAGACAAAAGGGAUGCGAAUUUCUUCGAGAUAGUCUCAUCGCAGUGGGAGUCUUGUUACAUAUUUCCAACAUGCCCCGCAAACACCGUUGGAAAUCACCAGCAAACAUAUUUCAGAACUCUAAGGCAAGAGUCAAUUGAUUAUAGUGUUUUGAGAAACUGGGUUUCACAUUGUGACUCAUCUCAUUCACCAAUAACAUGCCUAGGGCAUAUUGGGGAUAGCAAGCAAAUUAGAGAUCUUAUGCUCAUUAAUUGCAAUACCAGAGAGAUAGUCAAGACACCAAAAAAAAACAACUGCCGGUAUGUUGCACUAAGUUAUGUUUGGGGCAACUCAGAUGUGGUUCCAGAACCAACGCCUCACUGUGGAAAGCUGCCAAUUCAAAUGCCGGACACUCUCGAAGAUUCUCUCAGGGUCGUUCUCGAGCUCGAGCUUGACUACUUGUGGAUUGAUAAGUAUUGUAUAGACCAACUGAAAGAUUCCGAGAAGCAGCAUCAAAUUUUGCACAUGAAUAAGAUCUACAGUUCGGCUCAUUUAACAAUCAUUACUGCAGCGGGUCACGACUCGGCGCAUGGGCUUCCAGGCGUGGGAAAUCGACCACGGUCGGCGGUCCAAACUUUCGAGUUGAAUGGUGUGACCUGGACUUCGAGUGGGCGAAGCCCCAGAAAACUGGUGAAAGCCUCUACCUGGCGAACACGGGCUUGGACGUAUCAAGAGGGACUAUUUUCUACACGUCGUUUAAUAUUCACAGACGAGCAAGUCUUUUUUGAAUGCAAUAUGUGGCAGGCUCGAGAGAAUAUACAUUUCGGACGUUCUAUGUUCAAGUCUGAGUUGUUAUUUCGUAACGGGGUCAACAACCUCAAAGCCAAGGAUUUCUGGCAUCACAUUAGACUAUACUCAGGAGGAAAUUUGACCGAUCAAAACGAUGCGAUCAACGGGCUGCGCGGGUUGUUGAUGGCCUUCUCACAAUUAGCGAAUCCUGUUCAUACUUUUUGGGGUGUUCCCCUCAACGAUCCAUGUUUCAAGAAUUCGUCAUGGAAUCCUAGCAAGCGAGACGUCUGGGACGUAUCUUUAGGAUAUGCCCUUUUGUGGCGUUUGAUGAGUGAUGGUCAGAGAAGAGACAAUUUUCCGAGCUGGAGCUGGGCAGGAUGGCGUGGGGUUGCGGGACAUUACAUAUACUGGGGACCAGGUUCGUGUGAUGAGGAAUUUGCCACAAAGUUUUGGUUUAUGAGACGCGAUAGCACCCCUGAGAGACUUAGCGAAGGAAUUAUUGCCAGGAUAGCAGCGGAUCCGACAAUAGAGUCCAGGGAUUAUAAGCCAGUAUUGCGAAUUGAAGCUUGGGUGAUGGAAAUAAACGUGGGUUACUGGGACAAAUCCUGCUGGGCUGUUGCGACAUCACAACUCGAUGGAUACGGUACUUCGACUACACUGCGUUGGCAUAUAAGUAUGUCAUUACUGGAGUCCGAAACCCCAGAGCGCAACGAGGGGUUACUGAAAGGCAAAUUUGAAUGCUUAAUCUUCAGUAAAUCUGAGGAAUCUUACUAUGGCUUGGUUCUGAGAAAAGUUGAUAAUGGUAAUAGAGAACGAGCUGGAAUUGUCAUUCUCAAAUAUGGCCCACAUAGGGCUUGGUGCGCUCGCGGUUUGAAUAAAGCUUUGGAUUUACGGAACUUUUUUCCAUGUGAACAGCGGACGAUAAUAUUCCAGUAA